AUGCAAAGCCAGGCCCGCCGAUGUAUUGAAUACUCGGACACAUCCACAGCUGCUGACCCUGGACGAGGCAAGAUUUUCAGCUCACCUGUUCAGGUAUCCAAAUCUGGAGAGAUCCGACUGGAGUAUGGAAAACAAGUAAAUUUACCAAUGAAUGAAGAGAAAGAGGAGGGGAGGAGGAAAGUCCUCCACAACAGAAAAGAGGAAUGUGGACCACUCAAGCACUUCCAAGAUCCUUUCUUUGGGUUGCUGUCAGACUCGGAGAAUGAAGAACAUGUUGGGAAGAGAACCAGAAAUGUGUCUGCAUUUGUUAGAAGAACAAAGACCUCGGCAGACUUCACAAGAGAUGGUCUACAGACGAAUGUGGUGCAGAGAAGCCAGAGCUGUACUGAUACAGAGGAUGGAAGGCGAAAAAUUAGGGUGUCUACUCAUCUUCCUGGACAGGACAAGGCAAGUAUUCCUCUCAGCUACAAUGCAGGAAUCCUUCUGUCCUCUGAGAACAGCCAAUCUCUUUUGGCACCCAUAAUUGUCCAAGACAAGAGGCAUAGCUGGCGAGGCGUCAUCAUGGCUUCAUCAACACCUUUUAUGGUCCCCCAGUCGAAACAGGAGAGGUCCAUUAGCCCUGAGAGCAAUGACAGUAUCUCUGAGGAGCUGAAUCACUUCAAGCCAAUAGUGUGUUUGCCGUGCACCCCACCAAAGCGGCUACCUGACGGGCGAGUGAUGGAACCCACAAUUGUGAAGUCCACCCCACGGAACUUAUUCCGCAGCCUGGAGAGGCCCACCAGCUAUGAAGCCAGCCCUACUAUCCUCCAGGAAUGGAAGCAGAUAGAGGUGGACCGUCAGUCUGUCAAAGUGACCUCAAAGGGCACCUUGACCAGCCCCAUAAACGUGGACCUUGUUUUCAAACCAAGCCCCAUAGAGAAGGAUGGCAAGCCCUGCAGCUGCGCUCUAGCAGCAAAUAAGGGAAAAGAACACUUGGGUAGGUGUGCCAAGACUGAUUCCUCUGGUUGCAAACUGUAG
This is a messenger RNA of Oncorhynchus masou masou (cherry salmon), 1017 nucleotides long. Its product is annotated as E3 ubiquitin-protein ligase RNF169-like. The transcript has 7 exons. The coding region runs from base 1 to 1017 and encodes 338 amino acids. Gene Ontology annotation, molecular function: nucleosome binding; ubiquitin-protein transferase activity. Lineage: Eukaryota; Metazoa; Chordata; Actinopteri; Salmoniformes; Salmonidae. The record is from RefSeq and is a predicted model, not a curated record. Gene Ontology annotation, cellular component: site of double-strand break; nucleus. Gene Ontology annotation, biological process: double-strand break repair.